AUGGAGAUCGGAAAGAUGUACGAUGUAAUGCUGGAUGAGGCCAAGCUGUGUCUGGAUGAGCUGAAGGUGGAAUCGUCUUCUGCACCGCCAGUAAAAGAAGAAGAUUCUGGCUACGAAAUAUGAUUGUAGGGGACAAAUUUACAAUUCAGGGCUGUAGAGAAAGUUAACGCAGAAGCCGUUUCAUUUGUCAAUUACUAUAUUACUUUGGAGGCCGUGGAUCCAGACAACAACCAUUCUCUUGUUGCUUUCCAAACCUGUGUUUGGGAUUCUGCCACCGAGAAUAAAGAGCGCUUGAGAUUGAUCACUAAACAAUGCAGGAUUAAGCCUCCUCAAGUAACCGUUACAGGAAAUAGACAAGCACGAGGUUCCCUAUGGCGAUGGGACCCUAAUGCUGUAGAUAAAUUCUACACAGGUGUGAUGCCCAGUUGGCUACAGGAUGAUGAUGCACUUACCGGACCUAAUAAGCUUCAGUUCCAUGCCCGAGUGAAGGACUCAGAACUGCAGGAUAACGAAUGGCUUAAUCUUUACGCUGAAAUUGCUUUGUCCUCAGAGCGGCCCGACAUGGAAACUUAUUUGCCGUUGAAGGUGAAGAAAGUAGUGGUGCGUACAAAGGAAGAUGUGGAGCCGAGUAUGAAGCUGAAGUCGAGUAAUGCAAUCUUCUACAUGACUUUCAAAACCCACAGGGGUCAUGAGUGCAAAGCUAUAAUAAGGCAAACAAGGGAUGGUAUACAAGGACACAUGUGCCUUGAAGUUACAUGCAUAUUGGGAAAGUAG
Molecule: messenger RNA, 774 nt
Organism: Brassica oleracea var. oleracea
Lineage: Eukaryota; Viridiplantae; Streptophyta; Magnoliopsida; Brassicales; Brassicaceae
Product: UPF0725 protein At2g20620-like
Exons: 4
Source: RefSeq, a predicted model, not a curated record